Molecule: messenger RNA, 1282 nt
Organism: Ostrea edulis (European flat oyster)
Lineage: Eukaryota; Metazoa; Mollusca; Bivalvia; Ostreida; Ostreidae
Product: lactosylceramide 1,3-N-acetyl-beta-D-glucosaminyltransferase-like
Exons: 1
Coding region: 143-1075 (310 amino acids)
Cellular component (GO): membrane
Molecular function (GO): hexosyltransferase activity
Source: RefSeq, a predicted model, not a curated record
GAACAACCGCUUCUGUAGCAACGUCGGUCUGUGUGGUGUGUCUGGACACGUCGUAACCGGAAGUACGUCCCGUUAGCUGACUGUACGCAUUUUAGCAAGCAGGAAGGCAAAAGGUGCAGUUUUGAAGUAGGGAUGUACAACAAUGCAUUUAAAGUGGUAUAUAUUUCUCCUGACAACAAACACUGUCAUAGUUAUUUUAUUUUACGGAGCUCUUCGUUUCUCGAAUGACACCCAUAGGUCCACAAACAUGUACGAAGGCCUUUGGUUAAGAAGAGAAAGAGGGAUUCCAGAAAAAUGUGAAAAGGACAUAGAAUUACUAAUACUAAUUCCAAGUUCAAUUUGGAAUUUCAAACAGAGAGAGGCCGUGAGGGAAACAUGGGGAAAUAAAAAUAGCACCGAUGCCAAGACAAAACUGGUGUUUCUGAUAGGAAAAGUUCAUGAUGACGGGUAUCGAAAGAGGUUUGAGGAAGAAGAAAAAAGUUACAGAGAUAUACUGCAACGGGACAUCAUGGAAUCUUACGCAGGUCUUACCAAAAAGUCUAUUGCACUGUUAAAAUGGGCUCACUUAAACUGUCCGACCGUGAAGUAUGCCCUCAAGGCUGAUGACGACACGUUUAUAAAUAUUCAAAAUUUGGUGAAUCUGUUACGAAAAUUGAAGCCAACUAAUUCAAUACUAGGAAUAUUAAAAUCAAAUGCGAUACCUUCCCGAGACAAAGGAUCAAAGUGGUAUGUUUCCAAGGAACAAUAUCCAAAAACUAGGUAUCCUCCGUAUACAAGGGGAAGUGCUUAUAUAAUAACCGGUGAUAUCAUUACACCGUUAUACAAUUCUACAAGCACCGUGCCUUCCUUAUUCAGAGAAGAUGUUUUCAUUACUGGGAUAUGUCGGAAAGAAAUUGGCGCAGACGUCAUUAAUCUUUCUGGUUUUGACUCGAGUUCGAUACUACCCGAAGAAAAAAUAUUUUAUGCUCGGAUAACCGGGCAUCAUUAUUCUCCUCGAGACAUAAAAGAAAUGUGGAAAGAACUUCUAAAUGGAGAAUCGACAUCGACAGUAUCUAGGGGAUUAAUACAGUUAUAAUCUUCAGGAAAUAUAUCCAAAUUCACAAUGGAAUUAUAUUGAAUAUCAUACAAUUAUUAACAUUUUUUAGGUCAAUACGAUGAUUUAGAUACCUGAGAAGAACAACUCCUUCGGUGAGAUGAAUAUUGUACUUCGAGGGUAGUUAAAGCAAUUAUAUUAACUGAGAAAAUGUUUUAUUAUAUGAUUAAAUAAUUUAAUGAUCUUAAA